AUGACAAUGCUUGUUACAGGAUGGUGGUUUCUGUUAUGCUGUACCAUGUGGAAAAUGGGAAAGGACUGGCACAGUUAGAGGUGUUUUGCAAACAGGAACAAUGUCUUUGUAUGGGAAAUAGUUUUGGAAUACUGCGGAGAGAAACAAAGACCUCACUUAUCUAGAUUCUUGCACUGUGUUGAGAUCCAGCCUAAUUAGAACUGCUCUGCUUGCCUGAGGUCACAUAUGAAUAAGCACCAUGAAAUGGCAUUUGUUGGUCACUCAUCUGUUGGUAGCCCUUUUUGGCAUGGGCUCAUGGAUUGCAGUGAAUUCUCUAUGGGUGGAGCUUCCAGUAGUGGUGAAGGAGUUGCCAGAAGGGUGGAACUUGCCUGCAUUCCUCACAGUUCUCAUUGCCCUGGGAAACAUCGGUCCAGUUGCUGUUGCGCUCGCUCAUAAGUUUGCUCCAGGAAAGCUUAACGAGCAGCUCUUCAUUCAUUCCAUCCAAGCGACAGGUGCCGCCGCUGCUGCUUUCCUGGCUACUUUCUGGCAGUGGACUGUAGAGGUCGAUGAGGUUUCACGAAGUGUGCCUUACAUGGUGUUGGCAUUUGUGCUGGGAACUGUCUGCUGUACAUCCAAUGUCACAUUCCUGCCAUAUAUGUACAGCUUUCCUCCUGUGUACAUCAGAACCUUUUUUAUUGGGCAAGGUUUGAGUGCGCUGUUUCCCUGUGUUGUGGCAUUGGCUCAAGGGGUUGGAAAACUGGAAUGCCGGAAUAAUACAUUUGGGAAUGCAUCGGAGCCAGUGUACUUUGAAGAAAAAUUCCCAGCUGAUCAUUACUUCUGGUUCCUUUUUUGUAUGAUGUCCAUUUCUGCCAUUUCAUUCUUUGCUUUGGUUCAUUGGCAGGCAAGGGAGACAUCAGGCAAUGCAGAUAUAAAUUGUACAAAUGAAACCGCCACCAAGGAGGAGUCUGACCCACUGAACAGUGGAACACCAGUGUCAAAUGGAGAAUUAGAAAUCGCAAGGGGUCCACCAGAUACACAUUCCGCCUCCUUCUGGACACUAACCAACUGCUACCUCCUAGUGUUGCUUUUCCUGUCCAAUGCACUCACUAAUGGGGUGUUACCAUCAGUACAAACCUAUUCCUGUCUACCUUAUGGAAGUAUGACCUAUCACCUUUCAGUGGUGUUAGGAAACAUCUCUAAUCCAGUGGCUUGCUUCAUUGCCAUGUUUAUUUUGUGCAGAUCCAGUAUAGGCCUAGGUGCCAUUGCAACAAUUGGAAGUGUUUUUGGUGCCUACCUGAUGGUGCUGGCUGCCCUCAGCCCCUGCCCCCCACUACUGGGAAGUCAUGCUGGAACGGCUUUGGUGGUAAUUUCCUGGAUCAUUUUCACUGGUACACUUUCUUAUCUGAAGGUUGUAAUCGGGAGUCUGUUGCACGAAGCUGGCCAUGCUGCCUUGUUCUGGUGUGGAGCUGUCAUCCAAGCUGGCUCACUGACUGGUGCACUGAUUAUGUUUCCAUUGGUCAGUAUUUACCACAUGUUCCAAAGUGGGCGGGACUGUAUAGACAGUUGUGUAUCGUGAUGAUAUUGAGACAAAAUGAAAAUGUCUAAUGUUUUCAUUGGAGUGGCAGAAAGCCAUGUGAACGUUUCGUAUGAAAAAGUCCGGUAUUACAGUUCCUCACUAUCAGAUCCUGCAGCGAGUUUCCCUAAGCUCAGCACUAGGUAACACUCAAGUGUGUGGUGCACCACUACGUUGGAAACAUUAAAGUGAAUCCAUCCUGCAUUUGUACAUGUAUGGGAAUUCUAUUUAAAGUUGCUGGAAGGAGAACAGUGACACUGGAUGCUCUCUGCUCCACUGGAUUGUUUAUUAUGAUAAAUGCUGUCACAGCUGCACUUAUAGAAUUUGUUUUCAUUUAAAACUACUAAUAAUUCCACUGAAUUCAGAGCAGGGCAUAUAGAUGAGUUAAGAAAUGUCUCAUUUGUGUUGUGUUGUGUUGUACUUGUCUCUAAAAUUAUUUUUGUAGUUUUUUGACCAACUCAACUUACCCAUUUCCUACCCCUUAGCAUUCUGUCAUUCUGUCCAGGUUUAUUGACAUUUGCAAAUAAAAUGGCAGUGCUUUUUUGUACAA
Messenger RNA from Protopterus annectens (West African lungfish), 2102 nucleotides. It is a transcript of the gene SLC52A2, whose product is annotated as solute carrier family 52 member 2. The coding region runs from base 239 to 1555 and encodes 438 amino acids. The transcript has 5 exons. NCBI's taxonomy places the organism in Eukaryota, Metazoa, Chordata, Ceratodontiformes, Protopteridae. Gene Ontology annotation, molecular function: riboflavin transmembrane transporter activity. The record is from RefSeq and is a predicted model, not a curated record. Gene Ontology annotation, biological process: riboflavin transport. Gene Ontology annotation, cellular component: plasma membrane.